This is a messenger RNA of Octopus sinensis (East Asian common octopus), 396 nucleotides long. RefSeq lists its product as uncharacterized. The transcript has 3 exons. The coding region runs from base 1 to 396 and encodes 131 amino acids. The record is from RefSeq and is a predicted model, not a curated record. NCBI's taxonomy places the organism in Eukaryota, Metazoa, Mollusca, Cephalopoda, Octopoda, Octopodidae.
AUGGAUAUCAUUUUCAGCCUAAUGCAAUUGCAGGAAGAGGCUCGUGAGCACAACGGAAACCUUUUUGUCACUUUUGUAGAUCUAACUAAAGCUUUCGACACUGUAUCUAGGGAUGCUCUUUGGGUUGCCCUUAAAAAGCUAGGUGUUCUCGAAAAGAUGCUCAAUCUCAUUAUUUCUCCCAUCUUCCAAUAUGCAGUAAAUGAUAUGCUGAAGAGAAUGUCUGAAGAAGAGGUUAGUGUCGGUUCAAUUGAUUAUGAUCAGUCGUUUGACUGUUCAAGACGAGCUAAGAUAGCAGCACGCUACGAAGUGUGGAAUUCCAUUGUUUGGGUUCAGAGAUGGCGGCGUGCAUGGAAAGAUAAGCAUGCAACACUACGUCCAGAGACUAUAAAAAGUUGA